UGUACCACAUCUUCUCAACUUCACCAACUCAGCUAUGCUUGCCUUGACCGACGCCAGUGCGGCUGUUUGAGGCGGGCGACUAGCAUCGUCCGCUAAACAGACAUUGCUGGCGCUGCGUAGCAUACAUUGUUACCAUCCCUAGGCUGCGCCCGUGCCUGGAAGGUCGCUUCCUCUCUCACUAGCCAGCUAUGACCCGGCAUCUACUCACUUCAGCCGCAAGCUCGGCAUCAGCAUCAGCAUCAGCAUCAUCAUCAUCAUCAACCUCGAGUCUCCUAGCAGCAGCAAGAGCAGUUCUAGAUGCCUCAUCCAGAUCAGUCCCCAUCUCGCAACGCCGCUCGUACCGCUCCUACAUACGCUCCCGAGCCCCCUCUGGCAGCGGGUCCGCUCGCAUCCCGCUCGGUACCAGUGUCUUCGGCCAGCUUACAUCCAGGGGUGAACGUCCAUAUCAAGAGGACACCUCCAGUUCAUCCUGCCUGCAACUCCCUUCCACAGAGCUCCGUGCCUCCCUCCGGGCCAGCGGCCGCAUUUCCACAGAGGCCGAACGGAGAUGGCACUGGCCUUCCGAGGGGGAGUCGCUAGAUGAGGAGUUGGCCGGGCAGGUAGGAUGGUGGGGGGUAUUUGAUGGACAUGGAGGCGAUUACGCGUCGAGAUAUCUUGCGAUGUAUCUCCAUCAAGUCUUUGAGAAGGUGACGCCUGAUAUGGUGACGGAUACUGUGCAGUUUACGCGGGAGCAUGGGGGGUACUUCAGGCGCUUUGAGGGAGGAACAGCUUUGAAGCGCUGGGUCAGGCUGGAGGAGUUGAAGCCCGUAAGAGGAGGUGCUGCGGGAAAGAAGCGGGCGACCAAUGGGCACGAGGCAGGUAAGGAAGGCGAGGCCUCGUCCUCAGCGGCGACAACAUCGCAGCAAAACCCUCAAGCCCAUGCAGACGACUCCCCGGCUACAGGUCCCGCGCCAGCCGCAGCCACGUCCAAGUCAAAAAGCCAGCCUACACCCGACUGGCAGGACAAUGGUCUCACGCGUCUUGUCCCACCGCCAGACAACAUGAAGAACGACGCCCUCACUUUGGCCGAGCGAGCUACUCUUGCCUUCUUGGUCGCAGAUAGACACAUCCUUACGCGCCACGCACAGCCCGGAGCAGAGUUGGCACAGUCUAAUACACCGCAACGUCGUCGCGGGAUUCAGACCGGGGAUGCGCAUUCCACGACGUCCUCGCCAGGGAAGGAUCGCGCUCGAGCCGCGAAGAAUGGUGGUGGUUCAACGGCCUCUGUCCUCACCCUGCACAGCCUGGACAGUCCACCAGUCGUAUGGUACGACUCCUCUCUCCUGCAACUCUCCAUCUACCACGUAGGCGACACUCGCGCUCUCCUCUGCCCUACAGUAGACGGCCAAGCCAUUCCGCUUACAACACACCACCAUCCGGACGCCCCAUCCGAAUCUGAGCGUCUCCGCCGACUAGGCGCAGGCGUAGUGACAGACUCCUUCGGUGAAGCGCGUUGGAUGGGCGCUCUCGCGAAUACGAGAGCGCUGGGUGAUGGACAUUUCAAAGCUGCUGGGGUGACGGCCGAGCCAGAGGUACUGAGUCAAGUGAUAAGGGGAGAGAAAUAUUCUCAUGUGACCCUCUUUAGCGAUGGGAUCUCGAGCGUCAUGAGUGACCAAGAGGUUGUGGAUCUGGCACGCGGGGCAGGACAUCCACAGGAGGCGGCGAGGAGAAUCUUGAAGUUUGCGGAAGAGCUAGGCGUCGAGGACAACGCAACCGUAUUGGUUGUGCCGCUCCUUGGCUGGGGAAAGAUCGGCGGCACAGAUACGACGGCUAAGCAGCGUGAAUUCAGGAAAAGCAAGACGGACGUCUUUCGUGAUAAUCGGCACUGAUGGUGCGCGUCCGCGGCGGGAUUUAUUACAAUAGAGACACUUUGCUUGUUCUGAUGAUGCGUAGAGAUGCUACCUCUUUUGUUCGACGACGACCGUAGCGUUUCUGUUGAAAGAUGAGACAAGGCAGCUGAGUCAUACAG
This is a messenger RNA of Jaminaea rosea, 2008 nucleotides long. RefSeq names its product protein serine/threonine phosphatase 2C. The transcript has 3 exons. NCBI's taxonomy places the organism in Eukaryota, Fungi, Basidiomycota, Exobasidiomycetes, Microstromatales. Bases 189 to 1868 code for a protein of 559 amino acids. Gene Ontology annotation, molecular function: protein serine/threonine phosphatase activity. Gene Ontology annotation, biological process: protein dephosphorylation. The record is from RefSeq and is a predicted model, not a curated record.